AAUCGCUCAACAUUCGUAAAAGUAAAAGAAAAGACUUUGAAGACGAGUGGUCAUUUCGUUUGCUGAGAAAUUACAUUACAUCCUGAGGGCUAUGCCCAUAGCCUGAUAGGCAUAUUAGUUGAAAGCUCAUUGGUUGUGACUAAUGAAGAAGAAGAAAGAAGAAGAAGAUAGAUGAUGUCCGAUUCUGAGGCACAGAGUAUACGACCGGAAGAUUGACAAACAAGCAUAAAAGCCUAAAAAAGACCCAUGCAUUUGAUUAAUCGUGAUUAGUGAAAUUAAUGGAAGGAGGAGCAGUAACAAGUUCACUAAUUGAUGAAGAAGACAGAGAGCAAUAUUCCUCUUCAGUCACUCCUAUUUUGGUCUUCACCACUUCAGUUGCCGUCAGUGGCUCCUAUGUUUUUGGAAACGCAGUGGGUUAUUCAUCACCAGCUGAGUCUGGCAUUGUGGAUGAUCUUGGCCUUACCACGGCUGAGUAUUCGAUCUUUGGUUCAAUAUUAACCAUUGGAGGAAUGUUAGGUGCAGUAAUUAGUGGGAAGAUAGCUGAUCUAAUUGGGCGCAAAGGUGCCAUGGGAGUUUCAGAAAUAUUUUGCACCCUGGGUUGGCUUGCAAUUAUAUUAGCUAAGGAUGCUCUUUGGCUUGACCUUGGAAGAUUUUCACUGGGAUGUGGAAUUGGGCUUCUUUCUUAUGUGGUUCCUGUAUAUAUUGCAGAAAUUACCCCCAAGAAUGUAAGGGGAGUAUUUGUAUCUCUUAAUCAGUUGAUGAUAGGUUUGGGAAAGGCGCUUACAUUUCUUAUUGGCUCUCUGGUCAGUUGGCGAAUAUUAGCUAUAAUAGGAAUUAUUCCAUGUCUAAUACAACUGUUAGGCCUAUGUUCCAUUCCAGAGUCCCCUAGAUGGCUGGCAAAAAUUGGUCGGAUGAAAGAGUUUGAAUCUUCUCUACAGCGCCUCAGGGGGAAGAGUGCUAAUAUAUCACAAGAAGCAGCUGAUAUCAGAGAAUAUACAGACUAUGUAUGCAAAAUCUCAGAAGAUGGGAUUUUAAACCUGUUCCAGAGGAAAUAUGCUUAUUCACUCGUUGUAGGGAUUGGGCUGAUGGUGUUCCAAGAACUUGGAGGGCUCAAUGGUUUUGCCUUCUACACAAGCACUAUUUUUGAAUCAGCUGGCUUCUCAAGCACAGUUGGUGAUAUAGUAGCAUCAGUUGCUCAGAUUGUAAUGACAACUCUAGGGGUACUAUUAAUCGAUAAGGCAGGAAGAAGACUGCUGCUACUGAUAUCUAUAGUGGGGACUUGCUUGGGUUGUGUCCUUACAGGAUUGUCAUUCUUCUUCCAGGAUCUUCACCUAGGCAAGGAGCUCACUUCUCUUUUGGUGAUGUUGGGUGUACUGGUAUAUUUGGGUUCUUUUGAAGUUGGCAUGGGGGGCAUCCCAUGGAUUAUCAUGUCCGAGAUAUUUCCCAUAAACAUAAGGGGAUCAGCUGGAAGCCUUGUCAAUCUAGUUAGUUGGAUUGGUUCUUGGUUUAUCUCAUACACUUUCAACUUUUUGUUUGAAUGGAGCUCAGCAGGAACAUUCUUCAUUUAUGCUGCCAUUAGUACUCUGGGUGUUGUGUUCAUUGCAAAGCUGGUACCUGAGACUAAAGGGCGAACACUUGAAGAAUUCAAGCAUCAAUUACAAACGAUUUGCAAUAAGCACAACUUUUGUGAUAAUUUUUCAGAUUGGAAGUAAAUUUGAUCUAAAAGAUGUAGUAUGUUCAGUUCUUGUAUUCUAUCUUUUACCUUCUAUAGAUCAAGAAUCUUCUCUUUUUUGACAAAAUUUCUUUCUCUAUUAAACUUAUGCUCAUGUACCGGUUAGCAUUAGAGGCCUUUGCUACAUUCUGUAAUUUCUACCCUUUAUUUUGAAAUCUAUUUAAAAGGAGGAUUAUAUUU
Jatropha curcas is the source of this 1912-nucleotide messenger RNA. NCBI's taxonomy places the organism in Eukaryota, Viridiplantae, Streptophyta, Magnoliopsida, Malpighiales, Euphorbiaceae. The record is from RefSeq and is a predicted model, not a curated record.